Molecule: messenger RNA, 438 nt
Organism: Asparagus officinalis (garden asparagus)
Lineage: Eukaryota; Viridiplantae; Streptophyta; Magnoliopsida; Asparagales; Asparagaceae
Exons: 5
Coding region: 136-438 (100 amino acids)
Source: RefSeq, a predicted model, not a curated record
CAAGAUCUGUUGUUCUUCCUAAUAACAAUGAAAAAAAUAUUGAAGAAAGUGAAGAUAAUUAUAGUGAACCAAUCGGUUCAUCUGAUGAUGUUUGGCAAGAAUUCUCUUACGCACAGAAUGUGGCGCUGGAUGUAGAUGAGGAGGAGGAUGAGGAGGCUCUUUGACCUGGAGGGUGAUCGCUCACGGAGUAUCACCCCAGGUAGUGGUGCUGAUGAUCCACUACCAUCUCCGGAUGCAGAUGCUGGAUAUUCAUCACCCGGCCCCUCUGAUGCAACACCAGAACCAUCCCCCGACGCAGGUGCUACUUGGACCCCGACAUAUCCAUCAUAUACAUUCCAUACUGACUUGCGGCCAAAGACCCAGGACUUUCUCAGUUUACCUUUACCUCCAGACUCUCAUAAGUCCAAGGCUGAUUCAAAGAAGUACCACCCACACUAG